CCUCCCCUUCAGCCGACUUGUAAACGUCACAAUGUUUGUUGAAUGGUGUAAACAAAGCUGCCAUGCAACUUGCUGAAUCCUAGAGCGGUUAAUUUAGUUGUGGAGUAAGUUCAUCGCACCAGAAACAUUCGCGAACGUAGGAAGUUUAACGUACGACGAUGAAGGAAAAGACGACGGUGCGACAUUGGUUGCGGAUAUUUUACGCAUUGUUGUGUGUAAAUAGCGUUUUCGCAUUCCCAGAGCAGGGAAAAUGGGACCUAGUGUUAACAAAGCGGAACACGUAUAUUCCAAUACCGAAAUCACUUUACGAUGGGUUUAGCAUCUACGUGCAGGUAACUUGUGAACCGGCACCAUCCCAACCAAAUAACAAUGCGGAAGUCCGUGUAAACAUAUCCUGGAGCCUACGAGAGUUGAAAUGUUGGCAAGAAUAUGUCAGCUAUUCCUACCUACUGCAAGACGAGCGUUUUCCAACGAGAAAUAAUGUGACGCAGAUUGAUUCCACCGUAUACCCGAACGUAUGCAGCAACGAUCGACACAUCGUAAUUCCCGAAACAAAAUUAGCUGAGGCCAACAAUCCAGCUCCGGCACCAUCUAGACGCAGCGUUGGAGCACCAAGCAGUGAACAACAACCCGUAUUUACGGUGUCCAAGGAUGGACUUUACAUCUUUAUUCUACGCAUCGAACCAGGGGAUAAGGAAAGCUUGCGUUCGAAUGGAGAGUUGGACAUGUUCGGCGAGUACACGGCGAGUGUCCAUGUGGAAAUAAGACGUCCAAGCGGUUACUUAUCGGCAGUGGAUUGGCCAUUGCUACCGUUCUACGGAGCCAUGUGUUUGGUGUAUGUUUUACUGGGUAUCGUUUGGUUGACGGUGUCUUUCCUACAAUGGAGAGAUUUGCUUCGCAUACAGUUCUGGAUUGGAGGUGUGAUUCUGUUAGGCAUGCUAGAAAAGGCCAUGUUUUACGGUGAAUACCAAAGCAUCAAUUCCACCGGAGUUUCCGUGAAAGGCAUGGUGCUUCUAGCGGAAUGGGUGUCAUGCGGAAAACGAACAUUGGCCCGUAUGCUUGUCAUCAUAGUGUCCUUGGGCUUUGGAAUAGUGAAGCCCCGAUUAGGACCCAUGUUACAUCGUGUGGUAGGAACGGGUGUGCUGUACCUAGUACUGGCGUGCGUAGAAAGCUUCCUCCGUAUCAUGCACACGAAAAAUGAUCCCAGUAACCAAAUACUUGUGGCCAGUAUACCGCUCGCUGUACUAGAUUCGGCCAUCUGUUGGUGGAUUUUCACUUCGCUCGUUCAAACCACACGCACUUUGCGUUUACGCCGAAAUAUGGUGAAGCUCUCUUUGUAUAGACAUUUCACCAACACACUCAUAUUUGCCGUACUAGCUUCCGUAGUAUUUAUGCUGUACUCCAUAAAGGUGCACCGUUUUGCGGAUUGUUUAACGGAUUGGAAAGAGCUGUGGGUCGAUGACGCGUUUUGGCAUGUACUGUUUUCCACCCUGCUGCUCGUAAUUAUGAUUCUUUGGCGACCCACUAACAAUAACCAGCGUUACGCAUUCACUCCACUUCUGGAUAAUCCUGAAGACGAAGAUGACGAGGAAGAAGAACAAUUCGUGUCCGAUGCAUAUGGUGUAAAAAUGCGAGGAGCACGAAGCAAUUCGCCGAAACCGAACGCUAAAAGUCCCACCACGGAUGAGGAAAAUUUGAAAUGGGUUGAAGAUAACAUCCCGGCCGCUAUCGCUGACGCGGCACUUCCCGUGUUGGAUUCGGACGAGGAAAUAAUCAACACCAAGUUUGAGGUCUCCAAAAUGCAAUGAAAUGACACACGUGCUGCAUGAAACAUCCUAUGUUAUAUAGUAUAUAGUAAUAUAAGCUUGCCAGGUAAUAAUGAAACAUUGAUCGAUAAUUGACCUUGAUGGUUUGGGUUCAGCUCGCUUACAACUAGGACUACAUACAUGUAUGGACGAGGAUAUCUAAUCAGCAUUACACAGACGGCCACUCUGCUUGAGUUCUUUGGUGUGUACUCAAUGGGUGGAAUGUACGGUGAUACUACUUCGAACGGCACUAGUCAAAACAUACGUUUAACAGCAACGGACACACAACAUUGUAUGAAGACGAAACGGAAUCUUGACCGGAUAAUACAAUUUACGGGACCGCAUUGGGAAACGGGGUAUGAAAAUUGGAUUAAUUGUGAUGUGAGUACUACUAUUCCUCUCAAGUAGAUUGUUUUGUGUAAUGGAUCAUGUUUUUGCAUUAACCUCAACAGAAGUCUGAUUUGUUAUGAGUUUUGCUCGUUUUAAGACCAAUUUCUUGGCUUAAUUUUUAGGUUUGGUGUUUUAGUAUUUUUUUUAAUUAUUGGUAAUUCAGUCCUGCUUCUUAGACCAAAUCGAUUCCGUGCGCGCGCGUAUGUGUGUGUCGUUUUGUUUGCAGACUGAAAACAAAAACUGCAGACAAAACAGACCUUUGGCACAGUAUGUAUCUCUUGAGAUUGUUUCCUAGCUGCGCGUUUCCUUUGCGCGUAUGCAUUUCUUUUCCGGCGAAUCCGGAAACCUCGUACUGUCUUUAGGUGUUAGUGAGAUAACACAUAAAGUAAGAUAGUUUAAUAAAAAUACGUACCUUAAUUCAAGCUUAA
This is a messenger RNA of Anopheles funestus (African malaria mosquito), 2623 nucleotides long. RefSeq names its product transmembrane protein 87A. The transcript has 10 exons. The record is from RefSeq and is a predicted model, not a curated record. Bases 159 to 1808 code for a protein of 549 amino acids. Lineage: Eukaryota; Metazoa; Arthropoda; Insecta; Diptera; Culicidae. Gene Ontology annotation, biological process: retrograde transport, endosome to Golgi. Gene Ontology annotation, cellular component: membrane; Golgi apparatus.